Pantherophis guttatus is the source of this 6800-nucleotide messenger RNA. The record is from RefSeq and is a predicted model, not a curated record. Lineage: Eukaryota; Metazoa; Chordata; Lepidosauria; Squamata; Colubridae.
GCACGUAGCGAAACUUCACAAGCUAAGUAGUUUCACAUUUCACUUGGCUCAGUUGCUGGGAGUCGAAAACGAUUUAACAGCAUGUAGUCAGUGAAAACAUCUUGCAGACGCCUUAGGCAGAGACAGGACAAGCCUGUUUUUCGACCUCCUAGGUUGAGAUGGCGGUCAGAUAGGCAGCGUCCAUGAUUAGAGAGACAACAUCACAAGAGCGCCAUCUGUUGGAAGUAAAAAGACCUGAAACCAUAGAGUACUGUAUUGCUAGACAGGAUGGGAGGAGCGCAGACGAACUUCCUCUUCCGGAUCACUCAUGGGAGGAAGGUGGUGGGCAGGGUAGUAUUUGUGCUCUUCCAAGGAUCAAAGCAUCAGCUGGAAGACAAAGAGGAUGGCAAUAAGAGCACUCUGGAUGACUGAGAAUAACAAGCAACAUUGAAAAGGAAAGCAAAUCAAGUCAGAAAUCAAAGUAUUUUCCAUUUCCUUCAGAAAACCACACAAUUCUUCUCUGUCCCCAACAAGUGAUAGACAAAAAAGAGAAAACUAAGAAGAGAUUUCGAGCUGGAAAAAGUAGAGUGCAGAACUCAAGAAUACAUUACAUGAAAGGUCAAGGGACAUUAUUUUUUCAUUCAGAAAAAGAGGGAAAUAUCUGGAAGUCAGUGGGGAGAAAAAGGUCAAUUGGAUAGUCACAUAGGGCAGACAGUAAUGUAGGCCUCGCUGUGGGAGGAAGAAAAUUACCACUUAAUCAAAGCAUCACAAAACAAAGGAUCAUCCAUAUUUUUGACCUCCUCAGGAAUAUUGAUUGUCCAGGAAUUGAAUAGUCACAUAGUAUGCUGUGCAACUUACGUAUAGACAUAUAACUGUGGUUUAGUGGGGUAUUCCACUGCAACUCCCUUCACCAAAAACCCAGAACUGUCCCAAUUAAGUCCAGUGACAAGCAGAUCAGUGCUAGUCUACAGUGCAAUAGCCAAUGAGUACACAAGGCAUUUCCCCAUCAAAAUAAAUGUACCAGGCAAAAUUAAAUCCACAAUACAAGAGGGUUCACGAGGCAAGAAAAAUCGAAUUCACAAGGCAUGAUCCAAAUCAAGGCACGUGUCAGUGGAAAGUGAGGCAAGAGUCACACCAACCAGAAUGAACACAUUCCCAGCAUCGCUUCCAUCUUUGUGCUGUGCUAAAUAGCCAGCUUCCGUUGCAGCCCUUAUAAAGAAGGGCAAGGCUUUCUCCUCACGAGUAAUCUGGCUGACCUCUGCUCCUGCUUUUUCUCUGCCUUGGAUUAGGUGCAGAAGGCAGUUCCUCUUCCUCCUCACUGACUGGCUGCAUGCUUUCCCCAACAAAAGCCUCAGGACUCCUGCUGCAGCUGUGCUUCAGCCAAAUCUUUCUCAGAUGACUGAUUGGAGCCAUAGACCAACUCCCUUCCAGAUGUGGCCAGAACUGGUUCAUCUUCCUCCGAAAUGAUAUCUGAAGAGUGAUCUGGGAAAGUAUCUGGAGGACUCAUCACAGGCAGACAGUAAUACAGGCCUCGAACUGGGAGGAAGAAAACAAUAGGUGCAAUCAAAGCAAAACUAAAUAAGGGAUCAUGCAUAUUUUUGGCCUCCUCAAUAAUAUCAGUGCUGGAUGGAUCAGCUAUGGAUCAGUCCAUAGAUGUGCCUACUGUGGGGAAAGCACAGACUGCAAAUCACAACUGAUUAUGCACAAGAGGAUCCACACUGGAAGAAAGCCAUAUUAAUGCUAUGAAUGUAACAAAAGCUUUCGUCAGAAUAGUUCUCUUGUGGUUCAUAGAAAGACCCACACAGGACAGAUGCCCUAUAACUGCUCCCAAUGUGGUAAAUGCUUUCGCAAGCAUGGCAACUUGGUGAUACAUCAGAGGACUCACGCCAGGGAGAAACCAUGUGAGUGUCCAGUUUGUGGGAAAAGUUUCAUUGCAAAUUCCCACUUGGUGAUACACCAGAGGACACACAUAGGAGAGAAACCUUUUGAAUGUUCUGAUUGUGGGAAACGUUUUGGUAACAAUUCCAGCUUGGUGACACACCAGAGGAUUCAUACAGGAGAGAAACCCUUUCAGUGUCAUGAUUGUGGGAAAGGUUUCAGUCAGAAUUCCAAUCUGGUGAUACACCAGCGGAUUCACACAGGAGAAAAACCCUUUGAAUGUCCUGAUUGUGGGAAAAGUUUCAAUCAGAAUUCCAACCUGGUGAUACACCAGAGGACUCACACAGGAGAGAAACCCUUUGAAUGUCCUGAUUGUGGAAAACAUUUCAGUCACAAUUCCAGUCUGGUGAUACAUCAGAGGAUUCACAAGGGAGAGAAAUCAUAUAAGUGUCCUGAUUGUGGGAAAAGUUUCAGUCAUAAUUCCAACCUGGUGAAACACCAGAGGACUCACAUAGAAGAGAAACCAUUUGAAUGUCCUGAUUGUGGAGAAAGUUUCAGUCAGAAUUAUCACUUGGUGAACCAUCAGAGGACUCACAAAGGAGAGAAAUUGUAUGAGUGCCCUGAUUGUGGUAAAAGAUUCAGUUACCAUUUUAACCUGGUGAACCAUCAGAGGACUCACACAGGAGAGAAACCGUACGAGUGUCCACAUUGUGGGAAAAGUUUCAGUUACCAUUGUAACCUGGUGAUACACCAGAGGACUCAUACAGGAGAGAAACCAUAUGAGUGUCCAGAGUGUGGGAAAAGUUUCAGUCAGAAUUCUAAUCUUGUGAUACACCAGAGAACUCACACAGGAGAGAAACCCUAUGAAUGUCCUCAUUGUGGGAAGCAUUUCAGUCAGAAUUCCCAACUACUGAUACACCAGAGGACUCACACAGGAGAAAAACCAUUUGAAUGUCCUGAUUGUGGGAAAAGUUUCAGGAAGAAUUCUGACCUAGUGAACCACCAGAGGACUCACACUGGAGAGAAACCAUAUGAGUGUCCAGUUUGUGGGAAAAGUUUCAUUGCAAAUUCCCAUCUGGUGAAACACCAGAGGACUCACACUGGAGAGAAGCCAUAUGAGUGUCCACAGUGUGGGAAAAGUUUCAGUCAGAAUUCCAACCUGGUGAACCACCAGAGGACUCACACAGGAGAGAAAUCCUUUCAGUGUCUUGAUUGUGGGAAAAGUUUCAGUUACCGUUCCAAUCUUGUGAUACACCAGAGGACUCACACAGGAGAGAAACCCUUUGAAUGUCCUGACUGUGGGAAACGUUUCAGUCUCAAUUCCAGUCUAGUUAUACACCAGAGGACUCACACCGGAGAGAAACCCUUUGAAUGUCCUGACUGUGGGAAAUGUUUCAGUCAGAAUUCCCACCUGGUAAUACAUCAGAGGUCUCACACAGGAGAGAAGCCCUUUGAAUGUCCUGAAUGUGGGAAAAGUUUCAGUCAGAAUUCACACUUAGUGAUACACCAGAGGACUCACACAGGAGAGAAACCAUAUGAAUGUCCAGAGUGUGGGAAAAGUUUCAAUAAUAUGUCAUGUGUUGUUGUUCAUCUGAGGAUUCACACAGGGGAGAAACCGUACAAGUGUCCAGAGUGUGUGAAAAGUUUCAGUCAUAGUUCCAACCUUGUGAAUCACCUGAGGACUCACACAGGAGAGAAACCCUUUGAAUGUCCUGAAUGUGGGAAAAGCUUCAGUCAGAAUUCCCACUUAAUGAAACACCAGAUGACACAUACAGGUGACAAACCCUUUGAAUGUCCUGAUUGUGGGAAAAGUUUCAGUUACCAUUUUAACCUGGUGACCCACCAGAGGAUUCACACAGGGGAGAAACCGUACAAGUGUCCAGAGUGUGUGAAAAGUUUCAGUCAGAGUUCCAACCUUGUGGAUCACCAGAGGACUCACACAGGAGAGAAACCCUUUGAAUGUCCCGAUUGUGGGAAAUAUUUCAGUCAGAAAUCCUCCUUAAUGUAUCACCAGAGAACUCACACAGGAGAAAAACCUUUUGAAUGUCCUGAUUGUGAGAAAAACUUCAGUCUCAAUUCAAGCCUGCUGAUACACCAGAGGUCACACACAGGAGAGAAACCGUACAAGUGUCCAGAUUGUGGGAAAAGUUUCAGUCAGAGUUCCAACCUCGUGAAUCACCUGAGGACUCAUACAGGAGAAAAACCCUUUGAAUGUCCCGAUUGUGGGAAAAGUUUCAGCCAGAACUCCAAUCUGGUGAACCACCAAAGGACUCACACAGGAGAGAAACCAUAUGAGUGUCCAGAUUGUGGGAAAAGUUUCAGUCAGAACUCCAAUCUGGUGAACCACCAAAGGACUCACACAGGAGAGAAACCAUAUAAAUGUCCAGAUUGUGGGAAAAGUUUCAGUUAUCGUACUAGCCUUGUUAUACACCAGAGGACUCACACAGGAGAAAAACCUGUUGAAUGUCCUGAUUGUGGGAAAAGUUUCAGUCAGAAUUCCAACUUGAGGAAACACCAAAGGACUCACACAGGAGAGAAACCCUUUGAAUGUCCUGAUUGUGGGAAACGUUUCAGUCUCAAUUCCUACCUGGUGAUACACCAGAGGAUUCACACAGGAGAGAAACCCUUUGAAUGUCCUGAUUGUGGGAAAUGUUUCAGUCAGAAUUCCCAUCUGGUGAUACACCAGAGGAUUCACACAGGAGAGAAACCCUUUGAAUGUUCUGAUUGUGGGAAACAAUUCAGUUGGAAUUCCCACCUAGUGAUACACCAGAGGACUCACACAGGAGAGAAACCCUUUGAAUGUCCUGAAUGUGGGAAAAGCUUCAGUCACAAUUCCCACUUAAUAAAACACCAGAUGACACAUACAGGAGACAAACCCUUUGAAUGUCCUGAUUGUGGGAAAAGUUUCCGUUACCAUUUUAAUAUGGUGAGCUACCAGAGGAUUCACACAGGGGAGAAACCGUACAAGUGUCCAGAGUGUGUGAAAAGUUUCAGUCAUAGUUCCAACCUUGUGAAUCACCUGAGGACUCACACAGGAGAAAAACCCUUUGAAUGUCCUGAAUGUGGGAAGAGCUUCAGUCAGAAUUCCCACUUAAUAAAACACCAGAUGACACAUACAGGUGACAAACCCUUUGAAUGUCCAGAUUGUGGGAAAAGUUUCCGCUACCGUUUUAACAUGAUGAAUCACCAAAGGAUUCAUACAGGUGAGAAACCGUACAAGUGUCCAGAGUGUGUGAAAAGUUUCAGUCAUAGUUCCAACCUUGUGAAUCACCUGAGGACUCACACAGGAGAGAAACCGUUUGAAUGUCCUGAUUGUGGGAAACAUUUCAGUCAGAAAUCCUCCUUGGUGUUUCAUCUGAGGAUUCACACAGGAGAAAAACCUUUUGAAUGUCCUGAUUGUGGGAAAAAAUUCAGUUGCAAUUCCAGCCUGCUAAUACACCAGAGGACACAUACAGGAGAGAAACCAUACAAGUGUCCAGAUUGUGGGAAAAGUUUCAGUUACCGUUCUAACCUGGUGAGCCACCAGAGGACUCACAGAAGAGAGAGACAAUAUGAGUGUCCAGAUCAGGGGUGUCAAACUCAACUUCAUUGAGGGCCGCAUAAGGUUUGUGGUUGACCUUGUUGGUGGGCGUGGCUGGGGUGACCUCUCAUGGCCAGCUUGACAUCUCUUGUGCCUUGGGUGCUUACGAUGGCCCAGGCAGGUCUGGGGUGUCUCCAGGAGAGGAAACCGAGACAAUGGUUCUCGCCAUCCCUCUCAAGCCACGCAAAGGACCCCCGGAGAGCAGCGCCGGCUGUCCAGAGCCCUUGGAGCGCAAGUACCCACCCUGGCCCUCGAGCUCCCACGGUACUGGGACCCCACAGUCCAGCCCUGCUUCCCCAAGUGGGUGCCCGGCUGCGCUUAUCUCCUCAAGGCUGCUGCUGCUGUGCUCACUCUCCUUGGGCAUGUUGCUCAUGGUGUAUGCAGAAGGACAAAGUGUGUGGGUCAGAGGAAGGCCCACUCCCUCUCCCUGCCAGGAGACCCAGCUUUGUAACCAAAGCAUCCUCAUCAAUAGGAUGGGAGACCAUGAAGAGAGGUCAGAAGGAGGGGACAAGAGAAUGGCGAAAGGGCAGCAGGGCAGCUGGUGGCCAAGUGCUUAGGCAGGAUUUCCCUCAGAAUUUGACUCCCUCUCAUUAUAACCUUUCCUUUCCUUUCCUUUCCUUUCCUUUCCUUUCCUUUCCUGGAAAGGAGGGCGGGACACGUAUCUUUGGGCCUCAUGACUUUGUCCUAGAAGCAGCCGUUAUUUUUAGUGUCCCUGUGAUUCAUCCCUGGAGUGGACUUGUGGAAGCGGCUGCCAUUUUGCCACACCAACUUCAGGGCCAAAAUGGCGGCUGCUUCUGGGACAUGGUCAUGAGGGACAAGGAGAAACUGCUUUUUUUGUACCUUAACACUUUAGACCACAUUAAGGAAUUGUGGGUGCACUGAGAAUGUCAGCUGCCUCCAGGAGAUCUUCAAUAGGUGGGAUGGGUAAAAAGUGUGUGGGUAGUAGGCCCAAGGCCUAGGUAAAAAAAAUAAUGUAAAAUUUCACAUGUAAAGGCUGUUCCACCUUGCAGAUCAACCUUAUGGAGAUGACCUCAAUAUUGAGUUGAGAAAAGGGAUCAUGGUUUUGCUGUGAGUAAAACCAUAUCUCCAGAUUUAUUAGCAACUCCUGUGUGCUCUUGAUGAUAGCAACACUAAGAUGCUGGCAUAUUUGUGGUACCCGCCCUGGUUGUGGCAAUCUGAGAAAAGGAAUGUACAGUGGAAAAUGUUUCAUUUUUAAAAAUGCAUCAUGUAAGAACUAUCAAUAACUUUUUACAAGGAAAAAAGGGGUAUUAUCAGUAUUGCUGUGAACAUUAUGGCAAGGCAAGACACUUAUAGUUGCCUCAAACUGUGUGAUGAAUAGCGAAUAAGUUUAUAAAUAAAUACA